Molecule: messenger RNA, 340 nt
Organism: Bursaphelenchus xylophilus (pine wood nematode)
Lineage: Eukaryota; Metazoa; Nematoda; Chromadorea; Rhabditida; Aphelenchoididae
Source: the annotation of a GenBank genome assembly
AUGAUUGCCAUUGAAAGAUAUGAUGGUAGGUUUGAAAUUGCUGGACAACCAGAAACUGAUUCAACUAGGUCAGUCCUAGUAAAACAUUCGGAACACAACAUCAAUCGUGCCAGCCCUGAACUCAAAGUGGCAGUCUUCCCAAUAUCUGAGAACAUUUCCCCCUAUUUUUAGUCUCAAAUCUUCCAUCUACUGCAAUGUCACCACCCCGCGUCCAAGCCUCAACUCAUUACUAAUAAGCGCUCUUCUCAUAUCCAAAAAUGUUCCCACCCCGAACUUUGGAUGUAUCCAACAGGAUGAGACCGAGACUGAAAUGCAAAUCACCAUUAAUUAUUCACCGUGA